AAAAGCCGGCGUUGUCCGCGAAGAGGAAAGAAAGAUCUUUUCUUUUCCCUACUCCCGUUUGGUCUCUCCCUUCCUCUGUGAUUCGGUCGCUUUCACGUCAGGUAUCACAAAGAAAUUCCCAUCUGGCUCGCACGCCGGCAUCCACGAGACGAAACGAGCUAUCUCGGUUGUGUUGUCGCGUCGUCGUUGCCGUCGUCGUCGUCGUCGUCGUCGAUCGUCGGAGAGCGAAGGAGUGUGGAGAGAGUAGCGGGAGCUAAUAAAAAAAAACCAAGUUGUCAUACUGUGCCGUUUUAACGGAGCGAGAAAAGAUUUUUGGCGGUAGUAAAACACGCGCAUUCGCAAAUCGCGAGAAAUUGAGAUAUCGUGCUUUCGUGAGAGAAGGGAGAUCUCGAGAGUGUAGACAAAGAGGAGGAGGAGGAGGAGGAGGAAGAGGAAGGUGAAAGUGAAUGGACGGCGGUGGAAAUAACCUAAAAAUUAUCGUUCUCGUAGGAAGGUGCGUGGAGCGAUAAGAAACGUCUUUGAGAGGAAAAGGGAGGAUGGUGUGUGGGUGUGUGAUCGUCAUGAGCGUUUCACGAUGUCGCAUCUCGUACGCGUGACUUAGGAGAUAGGAGAAGCGUGCAAUUAUAGCAAAAAAUAUGGAUGCCUGUAACGAAGGCGUAGACCGGAUAGGAUCCUCCGAUGAUGCUACCGCGAAAAAAACUUGGCCAGAAUUACGUGGUGUAGUUAGCGAUUUGAGAAGAAGAUUGUCAGGUGUAUCGGCGGGAUCAGUGCCUGGAUCCAUAACGUUUCGAUCUUUACCCGAUGGACGCACCAGAAUAUAUUUUCUCAGUACUCCGAACAAUGGUUGGGAAACUACACUUUUAUAUGUCGAUAUUGCACACUCCGAUCAUGCCAAUGGGUAUCGACUUCAUUGGCAACCAGUUAUAGAAGCAAAUUUUCAGAGCGUAUCCAGUACAAAUAGAUUGUCGAGGGAGGAGCAGCUGUUAUGGGAAAGGAAGAGGCUAGCUACUUGGGGUAUAACCAGUUAUGAAAUUCAUGCAGAAAGUGGCAAGUUAGUUUUUCCAGCUGCAAGUAGUUUAUAUCAAUGUAUAGACACAGGCUUUAUGCCUGGACCUUUGUUUCCAUCAGAGAUUAGAAUAUCGGCUUCUGGUGCUAAACUGUGUCCUCAAAUUUGCCCGUGGAACAAUGCAUUGGUCGCUUAUACUUGUUCCGGUGACUUAUAUUUGUCUCAUAGCGUUACAGGAUCAUCCGUGAGAUUGACUCAUGCCAGAAAAGGGGGCAGAAGUUUAACCGAUGAUCCUCUUACUGCCGGUACCCCUUCUUAUGUCAUGCAAGAAGAAUUUACUAGGUAUAUAGGUUUUUGGUGGCAACCAAAAUCUAACGAUGGCAUUUAUAGAAUAGUGUACGAAGAGGUCGACGAAAGUGACGUGAAAAUCUUUUGUUUUCCCUCAACGACCAAUUCCGAGGAAAUAGAUGAAUUUAGAUUUCCGAGAGCUGGCACGUCAAACGCUAGGAGUAAUUUGAAAAUGGUGCAAUUCCGAUUAACGGAAACUUUGCAGAUAGUUGACGUUGAAAUAUUAGAACUUCAGUAUCCGCUACAGAUUAUGUUUCCUUGGAUGGAAUAUAUGGUUAGAGUUGGUUGGACGCCGGACGCUCAUUACGUUUGGGUGCAGUUAUUAGAUAGGAAACAACAAAAGCUCGAACUGGUUCUAUUAUCGGUCGACAAUUUUUCUGAGCCUCCUACGAGCGUAUACAAUACCAAAUCUUCCUCUGCGAGCGUUCAGGUUUUAUAUUCCGAGCAGAGUACCGUUUGGGUGAACGUUAACGAUUUGCUUUACUUUUUGCCCUCGGACGAACCAACGGAAGUAAAAUUUCUUUGGGGCAGCGAGGAGUCGGAAUUUCGACACUUGUAUCUUAUAACAUCCAGCAUAACUGGUUUAAGCAAUGGUGUAGAAGAAUCAUUGGAUCGAAUGGAUAGUAUCUUUUUACAGCCACGCGUUACAUCGAAAAUAGCAUUGACGCAAGGCGAUUGGGAAGUAUUGGGUAAAAAAUUGUGGGUGGACGACAGCAAUUCUAUCGUAUAUUUUUGUGGUUUGAGAGAGGGUCCGUUGGAACAACACGUUUAUGCGGUCUCCCUUCGUCGGCCACUGGAAAUAAGACUCUUAACGAGGCCCGGAUAUAGUUAUAAUAAUAUAUAUUUCAAUAAGGAAUGCACUAUGCUAGUUACCGUCUACAGCUCCAUCAAAACAUUUCCUAUAUGCCAAGUAUUUAGGAUAUCUCAAACCGAUUGGACGGUAGAGAGUAUAACGCUUACUCCGGUUGGUUACCUGUUGGAACCAUCUUCUCCCGAAUUAGAUUUAUUUGCACCAGAGAUUUAUACCUAUAAGAUAAUGUCAGGAGAUACAAUUUACUCGAUGAUUUUUAAACCUCAUAAUUUUCAAGCAGGAAUCAAGUAUCCCACGAUAUUAAACGUUUACGGUGGUCCGGAAGUACAAUUGGUAUCCAAUACGUUUAAAGGUAUGAGACAUUUAAGAAUGCAUAUGCUGGCUGCGCAAGGCUAUUGCGUUGUUUUAAUCGAUUCUCGUGGCUCGCAGCAUAGAGGAUUGGUAUUUGAGAGUCAUUUGCAACGUCGCAUGGGAACCGUCGAAUUAAACGAUCAGGUCGAAGUUUUAAGAUGGCUGGCCGAGACAACGGGAUACAUAGAUUUAAAUCGUGUCGCUCUUCACGGUUGGUCUUAUGGCGGAUAUCUAAGUCUAAUGGGUUUGAUACAAUAUCCUGAUGUAUUUAAAUUGGCGAUAGCCGGGGCACCGGUUACAUCCUGGAACUUUUACGACACCGGUUACACCGAGCGUUACAUGGACCUUCCUCAAAAUAAUCCGCACGGUUAUAUGACUGGUUCGGUUUUAACAUACGUUAGCAAAUUCCCAGACGAGGAGAACAGACUUCUUAUUAUUCAUGGACUUAUCGAUGAAAAUGUUCACUUUUUCCAUACCAGUCAGUUGAUUAAUGCUCUUGUAAAAACUGGCAAGCCGUAUCAAUUGCAAAUUUAUCCGAACGAAAGGCACAGCCUUCGAAAUUUAGAUGCUAGUAAACAUUACGAAACUACGUUGCUAUCGUUUCUACAAAAUCAUUUAUGAACCUGUUUAAAUUAGACACUGUUAGGUAAAUUUUACACACCGAUUGCUCGUUACAAGAACGACCUUUUUUAAAAAUUUAAGUAACUGCCAUUAUUUUAUGUAUAUAGAACUCUAACCGAAUUAAUCUGAUCUGUCGCUAUUUCUAUAUCUUCGCGAUGGUAUAGACAGGUAUUCGAUUUUAAUCUCUAUGUCAGCGUCAAGUAUCGAGCUAUGUUCAAGCAGUAUUACAUUUUUACUAUGAGAAUUUGCAAUAAAGUCUAGACGAUAUGUAUGUUUGAAACGUACGUAUUGUUAUUAAAGAUACCUGUCGAAUAUUCCACAAACAUAUUGAAUGAAAAUAAUCCACUGUCUGAAACGCGACAUUGAAUCAACAAUGUUAUUACUUUGUUAUGGAACCAUCGCGGAACAUGUUAUAUACACGUAUAUAAACGUACACAGUCAUACGUUUAUUACGAAGGCUUACCACCAUCUACAAAUGUAUUAAUGAUCCUAGAUAUUUUUUAAGAAAAUCGACAAUACUCGCAAUUAUUUUGUACAUAUAUAUACAUAUAUAUAUAUACACACAUAUAAAUACGUGCGUAUAAUCAAACGUAGAUCUGCAUAAGAUUUUUGUAGGGCUUUUACCCUAAUUGUACUUAGAAGAUAUUUCUGCUCGAUACAUAUAUAUGCGUGUGCGUGCGUGCGUGCGUGCGUGCGUGUGUAUGUAUAUAUAUACGUAUAUAUAUAUACAUAUAUAUAUAUACACACACACACAUAUAUAUAUAUAUAUGUAUGUUUUCUUUCGGUUGUUAUAUAAUUUUCUGCUUGAUUAUGUAUAUACGUGUGAAGCUGUCAAAUCUUUUUACAGUAAAUAAUUAUGAAAAGUAUUUUAACGAUAACACUAUUUGCGAUCUUGAUCAUUGUGAAAUUAUCGUAUAUCCGAUGGAUAAUCAUUUGUCAAAUAAAUAAGAUUCGCUAUUUUAUACUUUGUACGAUGUUCGAUGAUGGCACACGAAAAAUAAUGUUAUUUCAGCAGAUAUAAGUGACUUCUUCAAUU
Vespa mandarinia (Asian giant hornet) is the source of this 4173-nucleotide messenger RNA. RefSeq names its product dipeptidyl peptidase 9. Gene Ontology annotation, molecular function: dipeptidyl-peptidase activity; serine-type peptidase activity. Gene Ontology annotation, biological process: proteolysis. The record is from RefSeq and is a predicted model, not a curated record. Lineage: Eukaryota; Metazoa; Arthropoda; Insecta; Hymenoptera; Vespidae.